This is a messenger RNA of Silurus meridionalis, 4483 nucleotides long. RefSeq names its product teashirt zinc finger homeobox 3b (gene tshz3b). Gene Ontology annotation, cellular component: nucleus. Gene Ontology annotation, molecular function: DNA binding; DNA-binding transcription factor activity, RNA polymerase II-specific. NCBI's taxonomy places the organism in Eukaryota, Metazoa, Chordata, Actinopteri, Siluriformes, Siluridae. The transcript is spliced from 3 exons. Gene Ontology annotation, biological process: regulation of transcription by RNA polymerase II. The record is from RefSeq and is a predicted model, not a curated record. The coding region runs from base 910 to 4356 and encodes 1148 amino acids.
GACACCCAAUCAAACGCCGAUCUCAUCGAUCCCUGCUCGCGCGCCGCGGAUUUCGGAGGCGCUCGGACAAAAAUUAAGCAAGCAGAGGCAUCGGCGCGCGAGGGCGCGACAAGUCCGUCCGUGUCUUCCUUCAUCACUUUGUCUUCUCCUCUAUUGCUCUGAACUCUUUUUUUGUUGUUGUUGUUGCUGUUGCAUGUUGUCUGAAGAAAGAAAGAUGGACCUUUGAAGGCGCAAGGAGUCUUGGAGUCUUUGGGAUUUUUAAAUUUUUUUGGAAAUGGAAACGCACUGAGACACACUCCAACACUAAACCGUGCUUUUUUUUUUUUUUUUUUUGGACUUUCAACCCCAGGAUCGGAUUCCUCAUGGAUAACGCGGAGAACGCGAGCGACUCGCCUGUUGCGGCUGCCAGCGCGGACUGACCGAGAAUCACACCGAGCCUCAAAGCGCUUUUCCCCCUCUCCUUCUUCCCUCCUCUCGCCGCUCACAACGGAACGCGAGAGAAGAAAAAUCGCCCUUCUUUUUUCCCCCUUCCAGCUUCUUCCUCUUCACCUCACAGCUCCACCUUUUCUCUCCGUCCGUUUCUUCUUUUUUGAUUUUUUUUAUUUUGUAUUUUUUUUUUUUUGGACCUUUGAAAGCCUCCAUGCCAGCCUGGUGAAACGGGGGAAAGGCGCCGCGGGAGCCGCGUGAAGAAGGGAAGCGCAGCUCGGAGCGACCAGAGCCGAGCAGCUCCGGACUCCAACUCUGCAGAAAGACCCUUCAACCAACACACACACACACACACAUAUAUACAUACAUAUAUAUACACACAUACACACGCACUCUAUCUCUAUUUCUCUCUCGCGCUCUCUCACACACACACACACACACACACACACAGAGAGAGAGAGAGAGAGACCACCGCACUCCACCAUGCCGAGGAGGAAACAGCAGGCGCCCCGGCGCUCGGCAGCAUAUGUUCCAGAGGAGCUCAAAGAAGCAGCUUUAAUGGAUGAAGAUGUAGAAGGAGAUGAUUCAGCGGUCGAGGAGGAGCCUGCCGUUAAAUACGUGUGCCAAGACAAGGACUUCCUUCUCAAAGACCGACCAGGCUUCCACGACUCUCCGACUGCGGACCUCUCCAGUCAUGAAAUGGACAGCGAGUCGCACCUCAGUGAGACCAGUGACAGGAUGUCAGACUUUGAGAGUGCCUCGAUAAAGAACGAGGAGGAUAUCACUGCCAAGGAGCCACUUACACCACUCAAUUCAACUACACCCAUGAAGAUGACAGCUGUUGCCCCAGCCAGCAUGGAUGAAACGCCCAAUCCAGGCCCAGACAGUCUUGAGCAGAUGAAGGCCAUUUACACCAGCUUUUUGACCAAUUCUUACUGGUCAUCGCUGAAUAUGACACAGCCCCCAUCUGAAAAACUACCACGCAGCCACAGCAGUAGCAGCAGCAGUAGCAGCAGCAGCAGUAGCUGUGGGAGUGGGGGCUAUGACUGGCACCAGUCAGCUGUCGCCAAAACAUUGCAGCAAGUUUCACAGAACCAGAACAGAAUACUACACCCAGCUUCUGAGCCUAACCUCUUCAGCACUGUACAGCUGUACCGGCAAAGCACCAAGCUCUAUGGCUCCAUCUUUACAGGUGCCAGCAAGUUCCGCUGCAAAGACUGCAGCGCUGCCUACGAUACACUUGUUGAGCUUACCGUGCACAUGAAUGAAACAGGCCAUUACCGAGACGACAACCAUGAGACAGACAGUGAGGGCACUAAGCGCUGGUCCAAGCCACGCAAGCGUUCCUUGCUAGAGAUGGAAGGCAAGGAGGAUGCUCAGAAAGUACUCAAAUGUAUGUACUGUGGCCACUCCUUUGAGUCACUACAAGAUCUAAGUGUCCAUAUGAUCAAAACGAAACACUACCAAAAAGUACCUCUCAAGGAGCCUGUGACACCUGUGGCAGCCAAGAUCAUCUCGUCUGCUCGGAAAAGAGCCCCUAUUGAGCUGGAUCUGCCCAGCUCCCCAGACUCUAAUGGAGGAACACCUAAACUCUCUCUUGCAGACACCAGUGACCACUUGCAGAAGACGGCAAGUCCCUACAUCACGCCUAAUAAUCGUUAUGGGCAUCAGAAUGGUGCUAGCUAUGCAUGGCAGUUUGAAUCUCGAAAAUCCCAGAUCCUGAAAUGCAUGGAAUGUGGAAGUUCCCAUGAUACCCUUCAAGAGCUAACAGCUCACAUGAUGGUUACUGGACACUUCAUUAAGGUUACUAACUCUGCCAUAAAGAAAGGCAAGCCUAUUAUGGAGGCACCAGCCAACCCACCUCUUAACACCAUGUCUUCUAGUGAAGAUAAAGUGCAGUCGGUGCCACUGGCUGCAACAGCUUUUUCCCCACCUCCCCCUGCACCCCCUCCACCCAGCAUAUCCCCUGCAAUAACUGCUAUGGAAAUUAAAAAGGAAGAAAAAGAAGAAGAGUGCACAAAAGAGACCACUAAUAGCAACAAAGAGAAGAAAACAACAGAAGAUGAAAUUGAGGAAAAGUUUGACAUUUCCUCCAAGUAUCCAUAUCUGACUGAGGAAGAUCUGGAGGAGAGCCCUAAAGGUGGAAUGGAUAUUCUCAAAUCACUGGAAAACACAGUUACAUCUGCCAUUAACAAAGCACAGAAUGGAACACCCAGCUGGGGAGGAUACCCCAGCAUUCAUGCUGCUUACCAGCUCCCGAAUAUCAUGAAACUUUCCUUGCGAAACUCAGGAAAGAACUCCCCACUAAAGUACAUGUUCUCGGGUGAAGAGAUCCUGUCCCCAACCAAAAAUCAACCUCUUAUCUCUCCUCCAAGCUGCCAGACCUCACCUCUACCCAAAAAUAAUUUCCACGCCAUGGAGGAACUUGUUAAGAAAGUAACAGAAAAAGUGGCCAAAGUAGAGGAGAAAAUGAGGGACACAACUGCACGAUCUUCCCCUUUAAGGCGAACCACACCCUCUCCUUGCAGUAGUGAAGCUGGUGAGUCUGCCCGAGGGGACUCACCCAAAGAAAGCAGAGGAGUCAAAACCCCAGAGACCAACGGGACAGUAAAUGCUCACAAGGACUCUAAUGGCGAGCCUCUCAAAAAAGAGCCAUUAGAAAAUGGCACUGACCAUUCUGUCAAAACUCCAGGCUCAUCUCUGUGCAGCAGCACUGCAAUUAUAACAGACCAUCCCCCAGAACAGCCAUUUGUCAACCCCUUAAGUGCGCUUCAGUCUGUCAUGAAUGUCCACCUAGGUAAAGCUGCUAAACCUGCUCUCCCCUCUCUGGACCCCAUGAGCAUGCUCUUUAAAAUGAGCAACAGUCUAGCUGAGAAGGCAGCUGUUGCUGCCUCCACUCCAGCUCAGACCAAAAAGACAAACGAGCAUCUUGACCGUUACUUCUACCACAUCAAUAAUGACCAGCCCAUUGACCUGACUAAAGGCAAAAGUGAAAAGAGCAGCUCCCUGGGAUCAGCUUUAUUGUCCUCCUCGAUAUCAACUCCUUCCUCAGUGUCACCUUCUUCAACCAUAACAAUGGCCAAGGCAUCAUCUGCUGUGGUGUCGUUCAUGUCAAAUUCACCGCUGCGUGAAAAUGCGCUGUCUGACAUUUCCGAUAUGCUUCGCAACUUAACGGAAAGUCAUGUCUCCAAAUCGUCCACUCCAACCAGUCUAUCUGAGCGAUCAGAUGUAGAUGGUGCUACACACGAUGACUCUGAAGACAUGUCACCAGCCCAGAAGCGCAAGGGUCGGCAGUCCAACUGGAACCCUCAGCACCUACUUAUCCUGCAAGCCCAGUUCGCCUCCAGCUUGAGACAAACGAGUGAUGGCAAAUAUAUCAUGUCUGACCUCAGCCCACAGGAACGCAUGCAUAUCUCUCGCUUCACUGGCCUUUCAAUGACUACCAUAAGCCACUGGCUGGCCAACGUCAAGUACCAGUUGAGGCGGACAGGUGGCACAAAGUUCUUGAAGAACCUUGAUUCUGGCCAUCCUGUGUUCUUUUGUGGUGACUGCGCUUCGCAGAUACGCUCCCCUUCCACCUACGUCAGCCAUCUUGAAUCGCAUCUGGGAUUUCGUCUAAGAGACCUGGCUAAAUUAUCCGGGGAGCAGCUCGUCAACCAGAUAUCACGUCACGCGAAGGGGCUUUCUGAAAAACUGCUGUCAGCGCAAGCCCACGCCUUGACCCGUUCUAUCCAUAAUUCAAACCCAAGUCCGCACUCCAACUCCCACUCCCCUUCCCCAGACGAGGAAGGCAGUGGCGCCACAUAUCAGUGUAAACUGUGCAAUCGGACUUUUGCUAGCAAGCACGCUGUUAAACUCCAUCUGAGCAAGACUCAUGGCAAAUCUCCCGAGGACCACCUUAUGUAUGUCUGUGAACUUGAGAAACCUUAGCGCUGAUCAAGGACUAACUACUUUGUCUUUCACCUGUCUCGAUUUCUCUUGCUUUCCCUGAAGCCUUCUCUCUAACCUUUCUUAAAACCAAGACAAACUGGUGAUGACUAGCAAAGAAAUAACUGCA